Plectropomus leopardus (leopard coralgrouper) is the source of this 2060-nucleotide messenger RNA. RefSeq names its product putative flap endonuclease 1 homolog. Gene Ontology annotation, cellular component: nucleus. Lineage: Eukaryota; Metazoa; Chordata; Actinopteri; Perciformes; Serranidae. Gene Ontology annotation, molecular function: 5'-3' exonuclease activity; 5'-flap endonuclease activity; manganese ion binding. The record is from RefSeq and is a predicted model, not a curated record.
GUUUCAGGAAUUUUAACUGGGCAUCGUUUUAGAGAGAUGUCAUUUAGGUAAAACUCAUGUCCUCCUGUACUUCUAAAGAUCCUCUACAGACGGCUGUCAACGCUAAUUUGGAUCAAACUCGACCUUAACAUUUUUUUAUGGUCUUUGACCGGAAGUAAACAGAGGAGCGGUGGUGCUUUAAAACACAAUGGGGAUCACCAAACUGGCGGAUUUGAUCCGCCUCGGUGCUCCAGGUGCCAUUUCCCUCAAGGAUAUCAGUGACUACUCGGGAAAAGUAAUCGCACUGGAUACGUCUAUUGUUGUGAACCAGUUCCGUGCAGCGACGCCUACCCUAAGCCCCCUGACAGGUCUCUUCUUCCGCACGCUCACCCUCUUGGAGCAUGACAUAAAGCCUGUCUUUGUGUUUGACGGGAAGCCUCCAGGUGAAAAAACAGCUGUUCUGGAGAAGCGAGCUGAGGCAGCAGGUUGGAGGUCCACCAACCGCACAGGCACAGCAUCCCUCCAGACCCAAGAUUGUGUCCAGCUCCUGAAGCUUCUUGGUGUACCCGUCAUCCAGGCUACAGGAGAUGCUGAGGCUCUGUGCGCCCAGCUGGUGAAAGCAGGCACUGCGGACGCUGUGGCAUCAGAGGACAUGGACACUCUGCCUUUUGGAGCCACUACUCUCAUUCGCCAGCUGAACGCCAAGAGGGACAGUGAAGUCACUGAAUAUUCUUUGCCAAAGCUGUUGGAGAAACUCCAAAUUAGUCACAAAGAGUUUGUUGACCUGUGUAUUUUGCUGGGCUGCGACUACUGCGACAAGAUAGCCGGUUUGGGUCCUAAGAGAGCUCUGACGUUGAUCCAGCAGCACCGCACGAUUGAAAAUGUGGUUCUGCACGUCAACAGAGUGACGCACCCUGUGCCGCAAUUCUGGAAGUACAAAGAAGCACGGACGAUAUUCUUGGAUGCACCACAGACAUCAGAUCCUGAACUCACCUGGAAGGAGCCAGACGAAGAAGCCCUGGUUCGGUUCCUCUGUCACGUCAAAUAUGUUAAGGAGGACAGAAUCCGUCGCCGAAUGGAGAAGUUCCGGCAGAUGCGGGAAGGUCGGAGGGAGGAGAGGGAAAAGGAGAGGGCAGCAGGACAUUGCAGGCAGACUCGUAUGGAGGACUUCUUUAGAGUCACCAGAAAGAGAAAGCAGUCUGUGGAAGCUGCAGACUCUUUAAGCAGCAACAAGAAGAAACCAAAGUCAAAAUAACGCUGCUGCUGCCUCCCGCCGUCUGCCUCCACCAUCCAAGUUGGAAGUUGUUUUCAACUCUUUCAACACCACCUGCCUGUCCAGAUACCUCAAAUAAUUAUGAAAAAAUAAUUAGAAGAUAAAUCUGUGAUCCCAAUCUUGAAUUUCAAGCUCGUCAUGUCUGUUCCAAUGAGAAAGUGUAGCGUCUUCAAAAUCAAUGUCAGUGAGUAAAUUUUAUUCUGUGUAUUUUAAUUUUCCUUCUGUAACACUACAAACUAAAAAUCCUCAAUAGUUUCAGAGGCAGCAGCUUUGCAUAUUAGAUCAUGACUUUGCAUUGGAAGAAGACUGCAUUUUUCCAAGUGCCUUCUAGUCACUGCCGAAUUUAGAAGAAGCCAAAACAGGCUUCUCACAAGACACUGACUUCAAGUCUUUUGUCUCUGCAUGGGAGCGCUACUCCCACUGACAAUACAAUAAUCUGAUCUUGUCUGAACAGCAGUGACCGCAACAAUGCAGUUCACUGAGCAGUUUUUCCAGCAGUUUCCUGCAAAGCUACCAAGAAGAGCAGAGCAGGCGAUGGACUGCUAUGAAAGAGAACAGUGUGAUCAGUGUCAGGGAGGCCUUCCCCCACGCCAAAGCUGGAGACAGGGGAUGUCUCAUCACUAGAUAUUCAAUGAGCACCUGUUGUGUGAAGGGUGCCAAGACAGGGACCAAAGACUAGAAUUUUAAGCUAAAGUGGUGUCAUGUCUAAAAGAGAUAGUGAAAUCCAUAUAAAGAAAAGUUUGUAUUUUUUUUUUAAAAAAAGAAAUACUUGUAAAUACAGUAUGUUUUGUAUUUUAAUUUAAUAUGU